AUCUUUGAGCACAUCAAUACAACUGACCUGCAACAUUCCACACAUGGCUGAUAGCAAUAGUUUCUUCAACCUCAAGGAAGCCAUGGAGAAGCUCUGGUUCCACCAUAAUAUCCUAUUCUCUCAGCCUAUUGAGAUCCAUACAUCCUUGCAAAGCGGCUCUAAUGAGGUUUCAGCUCAUGAGGAAAAGAUCAAAAAGAAACCAGAAAGAUUGAAUAUUCCAAUCAAUCAACCUCUCUAUGAAUUGCAGUUACCAAGAAGAAUUAAAGAUAAAGGCUCGGAUUUAGCAGAAAGAAGAAUAGCCAGGAUGAGGAAGAAUAACUGGAGCUUAUCUGAGCUUGAAAAUUUUGAGAUUGAAGGGUUUAAAGAUCUUGGUUUCGACUUCAAUAAGGAAAAACUAAGUCCAGAAAUGAUCAGAAUGGUUCCAGGUCUGAGAAGACUUGAGGGAACAGAUGAGAGUUUGGAAGAUAGAGAAGUGAGAAGGCCAUAUCUUUCAGAAGUUUGGUUACUUGAUAGAUCUGAUUCUCUGUUGAAUUUUCCCAGAUCUCAUGACAGUGCAGAUAUGAAGAAGCAUCUUAGGUCCUGGGCACAUAACGUGGCUUCUUCAAUUCAUGAAGAAUCAUAGCAUCAAAGGGAAAUCGCACAAGAUAUAUCUUGUAGAGCCAUGGCUUCUCACUGAUUUCAAGAGAACAGUUUUGUAUAGAGAUAGACAUGGGCAAAAGAAUUGUAUCUGUCAAAAAAAAAGCACAAAAAAAUAAGUGUUUGACUGUUGAAGGAAGAAAUUAAAUUGAGGAGGCUUUACCUCAUUGCUGUGAAUAUUUUGUUAUAUAUUAUUUGGGUGGAGAGGAAUAUCGGUUUACACAGUUCUAAAUGAUCGACUUCCUGUGUUCUGAAAUAUAGAAUUAAAUUACAAGCUGUUCUUAAACUUUACAGAUGGAAUGUGAAGCAUAACUUGCCUCAUGAGGUAGGUUUUUGGCUCGACGAAGGUAUUGGCGACUGCUCUGCCCUUUUAAGCAUUUGAUUAUUUCUGUAUUCUUAUUGCAUCACCCACUAAUUUAUUUUUUUGGUCUUUUCUUACUUCUCA
Molecule: messenger RNA, 1081 nt
Organism: Dendrobium catenatum
Lineage: Eukaryota; Viridiplantae; Streptophyta; Magnoliopsida; Asparagales; Orchidaceae
Exons: 2
Coding region: 44-622 (192 amino acids)
Source: RefSeq, a predicted model, not a curated record